AAUAGUCUUGCCCAUCAAAAAGUUACGCGCAUCGAGGGGGCCUGCGCGCUUGUCGGAUUGACAACUUAAAGGCCUGCACACCAAGAAGCACUGCCGGAGGGAUGGAGGUGGGUCGCUGCCGGCCUGGACUGGUGUCAUAGUCGGGCUACUGGAUUCGGACUUGCUCGUCGUGGGCUGCACCCGUCUGGGCUACACUGGUCUGCUGUUGCGGCCGUUGGUCGCUGAUCUGCCGUCGGGAGUUACCACUACUGCGCUCGCCGGAGGGAAGGGGUCGCCGGAAUGAGAAUGGAGUCGCCGGGAACCUGAACGAAGCAGGGAGCGGUUUGCAGGAAUGGUUGCUAUAAAAAAACCCAAAACCGCUGACUCGUCGCCGGUGGAAAGAGCUCCGUCCGGGUCGGGUCGUAAUCUGACCCAAUCUCCUCGUGGCGUGAACUUGGAUCCUCCAGGUGUUGAUUUCUUCCUCCAAGUUCAUCGUCCCGACAUGGCCGGCGGUGAUCUGGAUCUGCUGUCUGCUACGCCCAGCGGUAUCUGGUUAGUGCAUCCCAAACGCCGCUGGUCCGGACUCCGUCGUCGCUGCGGGUCGCUGCCGGAAUCGUAGAUUGGAGCGCCGCUUGGGGGUCUCCGAAGAGGACGCGAAUGGCAUGCAGGUUUGUUGAAGCGUUUGGCUGGUACCCUGGGUCUGAGAACGAUGGAGAGCGACGUUGUACCAGUGGCCAAAGAAUGAAGUCGGCCAGAUUUAGUUUCUGCCGCUAUUUUGACUAAUUUCUUUUUUUUACGAACUGGAAGAACAAUUUGGUAAAAGAAAAAAAAUCGAGAGCACGCUUGAUGCGUUCGACACUCUCAACGAGAGCACCAAUGUUGGGUUAAGGAACCCGGGGGCCUAGGUGACUAGGCGGAAGAGUAUCGAACCGAGUCGAGAGUGCACAAAUUUGGGGUCAAGUAAAAUAUGAGUGUUAUUGUGCUUGUUAGAACGUAAGCCAGAACGUGUGGUGUGU
Messenger RNA from Cuscuta campestris, 995 nucleotides. NCBI's taxonomy places the organism in Eukaryota, Viridiplantae, Streptophyta, Magnoliopsida, Solanales, Convolvulaceae. The record is from the annotation of a GenBank genome assembly.